GGGGAAAGGGGUGCACACCGAAGAGCAGUAGACUAUUUCUUUAUCCUCAGCUGCCCACCCAUGCCCACCACACCACCGCCCCUUUUUCCUCUCACUCCCCCACUGCACAGCCCCACUCGCCCACUCGCAACGCCAUGGUGGCGCUCCACCACCUCGCCCUCCUCCUCGCACUGCUCGCCGCCGCCCCCGCCACCACCGACGCACUCACGCCGGACGGGCAGGCGCUGCUGGCCUUCAAGGCCGCCGUCCUACAGGACCCCACGGACGCGCUCGCGAACUGGAACGCCACGGCGCCGGACCCCUGCGCGUGGAACGGCGUCGUCUGCUCCGCCGACACCGGCUCCUCGGCCCCCCGCCGCGUCGUCGCGCUCUCCCUGCCCCGGAAGCGCCUCGUCGCCGCGCUGCCCGCGGCCCCGGCGCUCCCGGCCUCUCUCCGCCAUCUCAACCUCCGCAGCAACCACCUCUUCGGCCCCGUCCCCGCCGAGCUCCUCACGGGGGCCACGGCGCUCCAGAGCCUCGUCCUCUACGGCAACGAGCUCUACGGCCCGGUCCCCGAGGAGCUCGGGGACCUCGCGUACCUCCAGAUCCUAGACCUCUCCUCCAACGCCCUCAACGGCAGUCUCCCGGCGUCGAUCCUGAAAUGCCGGCGGCUCCGCUCGCUGGCGCUCGGACGGAACAACCUCACCGGCCCGCUCCCCGCGGGGUUCGGCCGGGAGCUGGCGGCGCUCGAGCGGCUCGAUUUGUCCUACAACCGCUUCUCCGGCGCCAUCCCGGACGACAUCGGGAACCUCUCCAGGCUCCAGGGCACGGUCGACCUCUCGCACAACGAGUUCUCGGGGCCCAUUCCGGCGAGCCUCGGGAGGUUGCCGGAGAAGGUCUACAUCGAUCUCACCUACAACAAUCUGUCGGGCCCGAUUCCGCAGAAUGGGGCGCUGGAGAACCGGGGGCCGACGGCGUUCGUGGGCAACCCGGGCCUCUGUGGACCGCCGCUCAAGAACCCGUGCUCGCCUGACGCCAUGCCAUCGUCCAACCCGUUCGUGCCCAAGGAUGGGGACUCGUCCACGCCCGAGGCGGCUGGUGGCGGCAAAGGGAGGAACAAGGGGCUGGGGAAGGUUGCCAUUGUGGCCAUUGUGCUGAGUGACGUGGUGGGGAUUUUGAUCAUUGCGCUGGUGUUCUUCUACUGCUACUGGAGGGCGGUUUCAUCCAAGGACAAGGGGCGGGGUGCAGCUGCCGGAUCUAAAGGGUUGAAAUGUGGCAAGGAUUGCGGCUGUUUUAGCAGGGAUGAGUCUGAGACUCCAUCCGAGCAUGCGGAGCAAUACGAUCUUGUGGCAUUGGACCAGCAAGUGAGGUUUGAUCUGGAUGAGCUGCUCAAGGCGUCAGCAUUUGUGCUGGGAAAGAGUGGGAUUGGGAUUGUGUACAAGGUGGUUCUUGAGGAUGGGCUCACGAUGGCGGUGAGGCGUCUUGGGGAAGGUGGAUUGCAGAGGUUUAAGGAAUUUCAGACCGAGGUUGAGGCGAUUGGCAAGGUCCGGCAUCCCAACAUUGUUACCUUGAGAGCCUACUACUGGUCUUUUGAUGAGAAGUUGCUGAUAUAUGAUUACAUUCCUAAUGGCAGCCUCGCCGCAGCAAUUCACGGUAAACCUGGGACAAUGACAUUCACGCCAUUGCCAUGGGAAGCUCGUUUGAAGAUCAUGAAAGGAGUCGCCAAGGGGAUGUCUUUCUUGCAUGAAUUUAGCCCCAAAAAGUAUGUUCAUGGGGACUUGAGGCCAAACAAUGUGCUCCUUGGAACAAACAUGGAGCCAUACAUUUCAGAUUUCGGCCUUGGGCGACUUGCAAACAUUGCUGGAGCAUCACCUUUCACGCAAUCAGACCAAGUUGGUUUAGAAAAGGCUCAGAGCCAGCAAUCAGAUGCCUCAGUGAGCCCUCUUGUGAGCAAAGGGUCAUGCUAUCAAGCACCAGAAGCACUGAAAACGCUGAAGCCAUCACAGAAAUGGGAUGUCUACUCCUUCGGCGUGGUCCUGCUUGAAAUGCUUACAGGCAGAUCACCUGCUGUUCUCUUGGAAACUGUGCAGAUGGAUCUCGUUCAAUGGGUCCAGUUCUGCAUUGAAGACAAGAAACCAUCCACCGAUGUGCUCGAUCCUUUACUAGCCCGAGAUUCAGAACGGGAGGACGAGAUGAUUGCAGUACUAAAAGUCGCUCUCGCUUGUGUUCAGGCCAAUCCUGAGCGGAGACCAUCGUCGAGGCACGCUGCGGAAACUCUGGAGCACCUCAAUGGUUCGAGCUAGACAGGUGGCGAUUUUGGACGGAAUAUGAUGGUUGUACAGCUCAAUUGUGGGGCGAAGCUUAGGAGGGCAUGAAGCUGCAUUAGUUCAGUAAGUAUGUAAAAUUAUCAUUUCCCUAGUGCCCACUGAUUGUCCUGGGCUCUUAAACAAGUUAGGUACUGGCUGGUAUAAUUAGUUUGCUGUCGUGAGAUGUGACUUUCUUGUGCUCGCUUAAUAGUGACAUUGUGGGAAUGAGUAGUUUAACUAUCUGUAUGCAUGCUCUCUGUCAUGAGUGGGCAGCAACUAGUAGAAGUACGAUCCUGAGCAUUUUCUUUGGAAGAUUGGACCAUGCAUGCCUUUCUGGCUA
Messenger RNA from Phragmites australis (common reed), 2625 nucleotides. Its product is annotated as receptor protein kinase-like protein ZAR1. Gene Ontology annotation, biological process: protein phosphorylation. The coding region runs from base 135 to 2282 and encodes 715 amino acids. The record is from RefSeq and is a predicted model, not a curated record. Gene Ontology annotation, molecular function: protein binding; ATP binding; protein kinase activity. NCBI's taxonomy places the organism in Eukaryota, Viridiplantae, Streptophyta, Magnoliopsida, Poales, Poaceae. The transcript is spliced from 2 exons.